Mus pahari (shrew mouse) is the source of this 5184-nucleotide messenger RNA. RefSeq names its product exocyst complex component 3 (gene Exoc3). Bases 134 to 2404 code for a protein of 756 amino acids. Gene Ontology annotation, biological process: exocytosis; exocyst localization. NCBI's taxonomy places the organism in Eukaryota, Metazoa, Chordata, Mammalia, Rodentia, Muridae. The transcript has 13 exons. Gene Ontology annotation, cellular component: exocyst. Gene Ontology annotation, molecular function: SNARE binding. The record is from RefSeq and is a predicted model, not a curated record.
GGGAGGUGGCUGCGGCGGUGCGGACGGUGAGGAAGCUCAGCUUUGACAGCCUUGGGUCACUGUGCAGUGGGCGGGGCGCUGGGCCCUCGACUGUGGCACAGUGUACCCCUAGGUGGUGUACCUGUGGUAUGACAUGUGCAAAGAUUCUGCCACCUGCUUUUUGACUAUGAAGGAGACAGACCUGGAGGCUGUUGCAACAGCAGUCCAAAGGGUUGCUGGGAUGCUUCAGCGCCCAGACCAACUGGACAAAGUGGAGCAGUACCGCAGAAGGGAAGCUCGGAAGAAGGCCUCUGUGGAGGCCAGGCUAAAGGCUGCAAUCCAGUCUCAACUAGAUGGGGUACGCACAGGCCUAAGCCAGCUCCACAAUGCAUUGAAUGAUGUCAAGGAUAUCCAGCAGUCACUGGCUGAUGUCAGCAAGGACUGGAGGCAAAGCAUCAACACCAUUGAGAGUCUCAGAGAUGUAAAAGAUGCAGUGGUACAGCACAGCCAACUGGCUGCAGCUGUGGAGAACCUCAAGAACAUAUUCUCUGUGCCUGAGAUUGUGAGGGAGACCCAAGAUCUCAUCGAGCAAGGAGCCCUCCUGCAAGCCCACCGGAAGCUAAUGGAUCUGGAGUGCUCUCGGGAUGGGCUAAUGUGUGAGCAAUACCGCAUGGACAGUGGGAACAAACGGGACAUGACACUCAUUCAUGGCUACUUUGGUAGCACACAGGGACUCUCUGAUGAGCUGGCUAAGCAGCUGUGGAUGGUGCUGCAAAGAUCACUGGUCACUGUCCGCCGGGAUCCUACCUUGCUGGUCUCCGUGGUCAGAAUCAUUGAAAGGGAAGAAAAAAUUGACAGGCGGAUACUUGAUCGAAAAAAGCAAACUGGGUUUGUUCCUCCUGGAAGGCCCAAAAACUGGAAAGAAAAAAUGUUUGCCAUCUUGGACAGAACAGUGACAACUAGAAUCGAAGGUACACAGGCAGACACCAGAGAAUCUGACAAGAUGUGGCUUGUGCGCCACCUGGAGAUCAUUAGGAAGUAUGUCCUGGAUGAUCUCAUUGUUGCCAAGAACCUGAUGGUCCAGUGCUUCCCUCCUCACUAUGAGAUUUUUAAGAACCUCCUGAGCAUGUACCACCAGGCCUUGAGCACUCGGAUGCAGGACCUUGCGUCAGAGGACCUUGAGGCCAACGAGAUUGUGAGCCUCUUGACAUGGGUCCUAAAUACCUACACCAGUACAGAGAUGAUGGGGAAUGUGGAACUAGCCCCAGAAGUGGAUGUUAGUGCCCUGGAGCCUCUCCUCUCUCCAAACGUCAUCUCCGAGCUGCUUGACACAUACAUGUCAACACUCACGUCCAACAUCAUUGCCUGGCUUCGGAAAGCACUGGAAACAGACAAGAAAGACUGGAGCAAAGAGACAGAGCCAGAAGCAGACCAGGAUGGCUACUAUCAGACUACACUUCCUGCCAUUGUAUUCCAGAUGUUUGAACAGAAUCUUCAAGUUGCUGCUCAAAUAAGUGAAGAUUUGAAAACAAAGGUAUUGGUGUUGUGUCUUCAGCAAAUGAAUUCUUUCCUAAGUAGAUACAAAGAUGAAGCCCAGCUUUACAAAGAAGAGCACCUGAGAAACCGGCAACACCCACACUGUUAUGUGCAGUACAUGAUUGCCAUCAUCAAUAACUGCCAGACCUUCAAAGAAUCCAUCAUCAGUCUGAAAAGGAAGUACCUAAAAACUGAAGCAGAGGAGGGCAUGUGUCUGAGUCAGCCGAGCAUGGAUGGGAUUCUAGAUGCCAUUGCUAAGGAAGGCUGCAGCAGUCUGCUAGAGGAGGUCUUCCUGGAUUUAGAGCAACAUCUGAAUGAGCUGAUGACAAAGAAGUGGCUGUUAGGGUCAAACGCUGUGGACAUCAUCUGUGUCACUGUAGAAGACUACUUCAAUGACUUUGCCAAAAUUAAAAAGCCAUAUAAAAAGAGAAUGACAGCUGAGGCACAUAGGCGUGUGGUGGUAGAAUACCUGCGGGCUGUCAUGCAGAAGCGUAUUUCCUUUCGGAGUGCUGAAGAGCGCAAGGAGGGUGCUGAGAAGAUGGUCAGAGAGGCUGAACAGCUCCGCUUCCUGUUCCGAAAGCUGGCAUCUGGAUUUGGUGAGGAUGCAGAUGGACACUGUGAUACAAUUGUUGCAGUGGCAGAGGUCAUUAAGCUCACAGACCCUUCUCUGCUCUACCUAGAAGUCUCAACUCUUGUCAGCAAAUAUCCAGACAUCAGAGAUGACCACAUUGGUGCACUGCUAGCACUUCGAGGAGAUGCCAGCCGGGACAUGAAACAGACCAUCAUGGAGACGCUGGAGCAGGGCCCCAUGCAAGCAAGCCCCAACUAUGUACCCAUCUUCAAGGAGAUUGUUGUGCCUAGUCUGAAUGUGGCAAAGCUCCUUAAGUAGCCCUGUCCUCCCUGCUGCCCUAUGUGUCUUUACUGUAUGACUUUCCUGUUGUCACCAUAUUAAACCAAAAGUCCAUCUCUAGGUUCUUCGUAAGAUGUCAGUUACACAUUCCUAUCUUCUGUGGCAUCACACUAUUCUCUACUAUGAGAAAAAAAGAUGUGUAGUGGGCAUCACCUUUUUUUCCCUGCUAAAGUCUUGCUCUGCUUAAUUAGCACUUUGAACAUCUGCCACUUAAUUAAAGGAAAAGAAAGCCAGGAAGCUUUUCAUUCCUAGUUGUAGGUUGUUCUGACUGGUUGUGAUACAGCCAUGUCCAGAGGCUUCAGGAGGUCAUCAGAUCUCAGCUGAUGAAUAGUUGUCCUCUUGUUCCAGAGAUCCAGGGACUACCUUAAAUUAAACAAAGUUGGAGGCCCUGAUAGGGAAUGUCCACAUGGCCAUCCUUGAAUGUGUAGACUAAUGGAAUAUUUUCUUUCUACUCUUGGUGACAGUGUUAACAUUCUGAUUUUAUUUCAUUCUUACAAAGUGUAAAAAAAAAAAAAUAAUAAUCCCUUUUCUAAGUGGAACUAAGUAAAAAUUCCUCUGGGACUCAGAAGAAUGAAUUUCCUAGAGGGCCUGGCUGGUAUUGUUUCGAUCCAGGCCCGGCUUGACAGUCCACUCAAUAUGAAUGACAGCUGGGCAGUGAAAUGUACACUGAGCUACCGGUGUUGACAAAUAGCAGUGACCCUUGUGACAAAAGAUGCUUGUGUCUCCACUCAGGUUUCUCAGUGUAGGCUGCUGCUGGGCAUGUAGGGUAGACAUUAAAAUGACCACUGAAAUACCCACAUGGUUAAUCCCAUUUGGCUCUCAGGCCUUAGAGGUCAACAGAGGACAGGGGAAAUCAUAUUUGUGAACAGUGGGUAGUAGAAUCAUGGAGAAAGAAUAGGAAUUGUUAGAAGUCAAGGGAUAGUACCAAGCUAUGUACUAGUGGGUAGACAGUGUUCAGCAUGAUACAGGGAAAGCUGUGGCCAAGAACCUUUUUAGAGGGCACCUGUGUACAGGAUUAGAUAGACUAUUCCAGUGAGUGGGUUGUGGCUACAUGUACCAAAGUUUAUAGUGUAGGCUUCCUGAACAGGGAUGUGUGACUGCCAUUUGCCAGACAGGGAAGUGUUUUGAGAGAGAGCAGUGACCAGGUUAGUGAUUCCAUAAAAUGAGCUGUUAGCCAUGAAAGGGUGUCUUGCAGAUUAGCAAAGUCUCUUGACUGUCUUAGAUUCUUUUGCUGAGAUGAGUCACCAUAACCAAGGCAACUAUUAUAAAAGAAAGCAUCUAACUGGGGACUUGCUUACAAUUUCAAGGUUUAGUCCAUUAUCAUAAUGGAGAGGAGCAUAGCAUGUGCUGGAGCAACAGCUGAGAGCUGUUCUGAAGGCACAGACAGACCGACGACAGACAGACAGACUCUGGGCUUGACAUGGGCUUUUGAAACUUCGGAGCUCAUCCCUACCUCCUGAUACACUUCUCCAAUAUGGCCACCUCCUAAUCCUUUCAAACAGUUCCACUCUGGUGACUAAGCAUUGAAGUAUAUGAGCCUAUGGAGGCUAUUCUUAUUCAAACUUUAUUUAGUUGGGUCCAGGAUAAGUAGAUGUUCCAGGUCAUGCUGUUUCACCAGUGAGAUGGAGAAGCAGCUAUGAGAUUGAUGCUGUUUCAUUCCCCUUUCCUCAUAUCUGUUGAUGCACAGAUCAGGUUGAUGGGUGAGCUCCCUCUAAAGAAGGAAAGGAUGGACAUCCUAGACACUUGAGUUCAGGUUGCCAGAACCAGGCCACCUCAACAAAGUCCUUUAAUGCAGAGUUCAGGGAGAGCUGAACAAGCAGAGCCACAUUGGGUCACUUCCUUUCUUACUGCAGUGGAAUGAAUUGUGACUUCUAAAAAGAAAGAUUGAGGUCUUAACCUUAGAACCCUGAAUCAGACUUGGGUUGAAAGUAGAAUCAUUGCAGGUGUGAUGUAACUCAAGGUAUUCAGUCACAUGGAAAUAGUGUGAGUACUUGCAUGGAGACACCAGCAGCCCUUAAAACCAAGAGGAGGCCUAGAAGGACUCCUUUCCUGACUCCUGGCAUGAAGCAGACUUUGUGACUCACACAGUGUUCUUUGCUAGUUUACCAUCAUAUCUGCUUUGAGAUGACUAUAAACUUAACAGUUGAGAUUCCUCUUGUUAACAGCCAAUGUCUGGGGAUUCUGCUUUGAAAUGCAAUUUUAAGUGAUCUAAAAUUAAAAUUAAAAAUGUGUUGCAGGACCUCUAGACCUCUGCCUUGUACUGUCCUUACCCUGACCUACAGAGACCCUCCUUGGUGACCUUUGUUGCCAUUCCUUACUCAUGCACUUUGAUGUCUGUAGCACCUCAGCCACCUCCUCAGACAUGGUGGGAGCUGUUUCAACCACCCACUGCCCAUUCAUCCACAGGAAGUAUCUGAUCUGUUUUGUAGCUGAGAGAUGCUAAACUAGGGCUUUCCAUAGAUGUGUCCAACAGCUUCCCACUCCUAGUCAGGUGGCCUCAGAAACACUCUGUUUUAUCUUAAUUUUAAUGCACAAUAAAGUGCUCCUGAAGUUAUCCUGGAUAGGAUUUUUCCUUCAUAAACAAAGUAUACACCCAAAAAUAAAUGCCUUAAAGUGUUUUUAAUAGACAUAGACAAGCAGUCACUGCAGUUUUGCUGAUGAACUCCUUGUACAGAUGCUGCCCAACACAUAGGAGGGGCAUUUAAGGCACAUGAUUCUGUGAUCAAAAUUAAAGUUCAACUAUGAUUAUGUUCACAACA